Messenger RNA from Dunckerocampus dactyliophorus (ringed pipefish), 5216 nucleotides. RefSeq names its product zinc finger protein 773-like. Gene Ontology annotation, molecular function: DNA-binding transcription factor activity, RNA polymerase II-specific; RNA polymerase II cis-regulatory region sequence-specific DNA binding. Bases 197 to 1927 code for a protein of 576 amino acids. Gene Ontology annotation, biological process: regulation of transcription by RNA polymerase II. The record is from RefSeq and is a predicted model, not a curated record. Lineage: Eukaryota; Metazoa; Chordata; Actinopteri; Syngnathiformes; Syngnathidae. The transcript is spliced from 2 exons.
UGGCGGGCUGAGAGGCUGUGGCUUUUCGGAGCUCCCGACGGAAGUUUCAAGUAUACAGUAAAACAGUUAUAUAGAUUCACAGCAAAUAUAGCAACGGGUACAUGAAAGAUUGGUCUUUUCUAAAGCCCACGAAAACGAAGUCGAUUUUGGAACAUUGAAGCACUUUCGGAAGUGAAGAUUGAAGACGUGAUAGAAGAUGAACCACUGCUAUGCUAAGAUGGCGACGUCCUGUCAAAGAGAAGGUGGAAGAGAAUCAGAUCCACCAACUCCCAGGAAAUCAUCAGCAGAGGAAAAGCCACGAACUGCAGAUAACGACAUCCAGCAGCUGAUUGGUCAUCAAGAAGAAUGUCCCCCUCAUCCAAAGGGGCGGAGCUUCACUUUGAAGCAGGAGGAUCAACAGCCCUCCAACAUUAAAGAGGAAGAAGAGGAACUCUGGAUCACUCAGGAGAGAAAGGUUCUUCCAGGGUCAGAGGAGGCUGAUGUCACCAACUUGCCACUGACUGGUGUCUCUGUGAAGACUGAAGACCAUGAAGACAAACCACCUGUGUCAUCACAGCUUCAUCAGGAGGAGGAGGAGGAGGACCCGCAGCCCCAACAUGUUAAAGAGGAAGAGGAAGAACUCUGGACCACUCAGGAGAGAGAGUGUCUUCUAGUGCCACUGACUGGUGUCUCUGUGAAGACCGAAGACCAUAAAGGCGAGCCACCUGCGUCCUUAAAUUGGUUUUCUCCUGCAAGUGUCCAGCAGAUGAUUGGUUGUCAAGAAGAAUGUCUACCUCAGCUGCAGGGUAGCAGCUCCACUUUGAAGCAGGAAGAACCACAGCAUCUCCACGUUAAAGAGGAAGAGCAGGAACUGUGGACCAUUCAGGAGGGAGAGUGUCUUCUCGGGCCGGAGGGUGCUGAUCUCACCAAGUUGCCACUGACUGUUGUCUUAGUGAAGACUGAAGACAAACCACCUGAGUCCUCACUGUUUGAUUGCAGUCCAAGUGAGGAGAACAGAGGGAUGGAGCCUCCAAGCAGCAGAUCACCACAACACAUGACAACAGAAGCUGAUGGAGACCACUGUGGAGGAUCACAAGCAGACAACCUCUUAGCUCCACUAUCAGAUAGUGACGACACAACAUCACACUCUCUUGAAGAUAAAGACAGCGACUACAACCAAGAACCUUUGAGCAGUGAUACAGACUGGGAAGGUGAUAUGAGGACUCAUGCUGACAACAAACAGUCUGAAUGCUCUAAAAAGAAGACAAGGAAGAAACGUUUCACCUGCUCAGUGUGUGCAAAAAGCAUGUCUUAUAAGUGUAAUAUGACUCGACACAUGCUGACACACACAGGAGAAAAACCUUUUGCUUGUUCUGUUUGUGGGCAAAGAUUCUCUAAUCAGUCAGAUAUAGUACGGCACAUGAGGAUACACACAGGAGAAAAACCAUUUUGUUGCUCAGUGUGCGGUAAAAGAUUUGCUCAAAGAGAUAAUGUGGUAUCACACAUGAGAACGCACACGGGAGAAAAACCUUUUGGUUGUUCUGUUUGUGCUCAAAGGUUCUCUCGCAAGUCAUAUAUGGCAUCACAUAUGAGAACACACACAGGGGAAAAACCUUUUAGUUGUUCAGUUUGUGGUAAAAGAUUCUCUCGAAAGGAAACUAUGGUGUCACAUAUGAGAACACAUACAGGAGAACAACCUUUUGAUUGUUCUGUUUGCGGUAAAAGAUUCUCCCGAAAGUCAAACAUGGUAGUGCACAUGAGAACACAUACAGGACAAAAGCCUUUUUGUUGCUCAGUUUGUGGUGAAAGUUAUUCUAAAAACUCCAGUUUGACUCAGCACAUGAGAACACACACAGGAGAAAAACCUUUUAGCUGCUCGGUUUGUGGUAAAAGUUAUUCACAUAAGAAAAAUCUGACCGUACACAUGCAGUCACACAAUGGCGAAUAAAGGUUUUCUUGUCCUGUUUGGGCUGAAAGGUGAUCAAAUCAUGAAAGUGUAAUGCCACUCGUGCGGCGUCACCUACAAAGUGUUGAGCUGAUGUGUAUGAUACCAGAUUCCCUCAUAAACUAGUAUGCUGCCAGUAACAGCUACACAACGUUGAUUGGCUGAGAACAACGUGGAUUUUGCUCUCAUCCUCCUUUUGGACGACACAAGUGUCCAUUAGUGAUCAUAAAAUUCUGUUUGUGUUGUGACAAUAUUUUCUAAUGCCGUACAUGUUCACAGAGUGUAACUUACAAGGUCUCCAACUUAAAGGAAAACAGCACUUUUUUUGGACUUUUGCUUAUCUUCCGCAAUCGUUAUUUAAGACAUGAACACGUCUUUCUCUUUUCUGUGCGCUGUAAAGAUAUAAAAACAGACAGCUCAUUACUGCACAUAAUGGGACACCCCUAUGCCGCCUACAAAGACCACUAACCCCCAACAAAGUUUUAAGGUUUUAUAUACAGGUACAUACUGUGACCAUGUAGUAACAGAUACAUUCAUGAUAACAUGUGAUACUUAUGGUAUCUUGCGUAUUUUCCAAAAAAAAGUGCAGUUUUCCUUUAACAACACUUACUUCCUAUAUAUAUAUAUAUAUAUAUAUAUAUAUAUAUAUAUAUAUAUAUAUAUAUACAGUAUAUAUAUAUAUAUAUAUAUAUACAGUAUAUAUAUACACAAUUGUAUAUAUAGGAACUGCCCGUGAAGCAAACAUGAGAUUAUGGAGACAAUGACUAUGUUGUGUCCUCUUUUUGGGACAAUGAGAGUACAGUCAAACUUGUCUAUAGAAUAGACAGGUGGCCUCUAUAGACAGGUUGGUGUCCAGUUUGAAUGUUGACCAGUAGAGGAAAAAAAACAUUUUUAAAGGAAAAAAAAUAAUGUUGACCAGUAGAGGGCACUGUGGGACUACGGAUAAAAGUUGUACAGCUUGUUAUUAUUCAUGACCCACAGAACAAAGCUGUACUAGUAAUGUCUUACGCUUGUUUUUAAUAUUUUACUUUUUAUACGGCAAAGUGUCAUUACAGCUUUAGUUCCUCAGGAAGUGACGGGAAGUGACGGUGGGCGUCCCGAGCAGGAGAGCUAGGCUCAGUGCUAGCUGUGAGUUUCGAGAGAGUUGGGAAGUGUGUUUAUGUUGGCGUGGAUGUAAAGUCCUGCAGUGUUCUCCGCUGUUAUUAAAGCCAUUAAAGUGCAUCGGCGACGUGAGUCUCUCCUUCCCCACAACAAGCGGCAUUACAGUAUUGACACACAUUGUGCACAUUGUCUCACACCAGGAAAUAAACGGUGUCACUUGUUACAGGCAUUGCCUGGACAGCUAUGUAGUGGGGCUUGUUUAACCUUUGCCUUGUGGGCAAGCAGGGAGGAGAGACGAUGCUGAGAGAUGUGUGUGUGUUCUGAGCUGCUGUCUGGUGGCCGCGUUCAAUAAAUAAAGUUGGCAGAAGCAACAGGAGAAGUUUCCUUCCUUGCUUCGGAGCUGAAUAACACUGACAAGUUAACAGACUAGUAGCGAACGGAAAAGAAGACAGCUUUUUUGUGUCGAAUACAGAAGAUGAGGACUUUGAUGGAUUUGUGGAUGAGGAUUGAUCAAAAAUAACGUGAGUACAUUCUAAAAUACUUCAAUUAAGUACAACCGAACUCAGUUUUGCUCCCCCUGCCACAUGCAUGCUAGCGUAUGUUUUUUUUUUUUUAUUGUAGCGUCGCUGGGAGCACGUCCUGUUCCCAGCCUACUCUGCGGUAAUGUUUUGGUGCAAAUGCUCUUAAAGUUACAUGUUUGACCAGGAAAUAGCAAGCUCAAAAGAAGACGGCUUUUUUAUGUGGAACAACUGACAGUUUGUGUGGAUCUUGUGAAUGAUUGUGACUGAGCUAGGACUCAGUAAUUAAAGUCUACACACGACGGCUUCAUUGAUUGAAAAACGAAACUUUUUCGUGCAUGAAGCUUCUACUUGAGUUGGUAAUUUGGCCACUAUAUACAGUCAGAUAUUGACCAAGGGAGACAAAAUGGGUGGCCGCUGGCCGUGUUGGACAGGUGACUGCUAUACACAGGGUCUAUAACGUGAAUUUGCUGGGGGGGAUUUUUUCAGUGGCUACUAUAGGCAGGUGGCCGUUCUAUAAAGGUGGCCGCUAAGACAGGUUUGACUCUACAUGUAUAACAACGACAAAAAUCCAGCAAAAAAAUGAGCCACCACUACACCACUUCCGCAUUCUGCUAUAAAAUACAGGAAGAGACUGUUUGUAGUGACAAAACCUUAACAAAAAUCAACAUUCGAGCACACACCUAACAUAAAUAAUAUGCCCUGCAGUAUAUUUUUUAAAAAAAUAUUAAGAUUAACAUGGGUUUUGGUGUCAUGAGCACUUUAAGGGAUAGAUAUAAGACAGUUUACGAAUGGUAAGGCCUAAGGGGUGGAACCGGGAUACAGCCUUGGACACCAGUGCCUUCUUUGAACUUUGUCAGCAUGGUCGGCUAAUUUAAAUUAAACAAGCUCUGUUUAAAGGUUUUAAGAUACCAAGAAAUUCAACUCGCUCACUGUUAUCUGCAGUUUUGGGAACUGAUGAUUGAUGAUUUGCUGGGAGUUGGUAGCGGUGAUUCUCUUCCACCUUCUCUUUGACUGGACGUCGCCAUCUUAGCAUAGCAGUGGUUCAUCUUCUAUCACGUCUUCAAUCUUCACUUCAGAUAGCACUCCAAUAAUAAGAUAGCACUCCUUAAUACUCCACACUCAACUUCUGCUGCGCGUGCUUUAGAAAGGCCCAAUCUUUGACGUAUUCAUUGCUGUAUCUACUGUAGAUUUAUAUCUGUUGUACGAUAGUUGAAACCUCUGUUAGGAGCUCCGGAAAGCCACAGACACUCAGCUCGCCAUCUUGGUCGGCACCAAAUUUUGCUAACUUUUCUUCUUCUGCUGCCGCUUCUUCUUCUCGUUUGUCGUUUAACGGCGGAUGCAAACAGUAUGUUGCACUCCCGCCACUCUGCGGAUGUGAAGGAACGCUAUUGCUUCCAGUCUAUAUCAAUAGAGAUAACACUGGGGGGGGGGUUGUUGACUAACUGUCAACAUGUGCAAUAUUAUUUAUUCCAACAUCAUUGUACUGGGAAAUACCUUCAGUGCCUACAUUUAUUGUACUUUCAUACGUACUUGGUCAUCUCAUACGUUACUUACUUGGCUAGGUUUUAUGGAUAGGUUUAUUGUAUACUGUUAAUAUGUUUAUAGUGGAUGUUUCAUCGUAGGUUGUUUAUCUUUCUUGUAUAGGUAUUUGGUAUAUUGUGCUUUUUGAA